AUGCUUAAUUCAGCAGCACCAGCAGCAGCAGCAGCAGCAGCAGCAGCAGCAGCAGCAGCAGCAGCAGGUGUAGCAGAUGAAGCAGAUCCAGCAGCAGCUGAAGCAGAUCCAGCAGCAGAUGAAGCAGAUCCAGCAGCAGAUGAAGCAGAUCCAGCAGCAGAUGAAGUAGCAGAUGCAGAUGCAGCAGCAGCAGCAGCAGAUGCAGCAGCAGCAGAUGCAGGGGGAAGCAGAAGCAGAAGCAAGCAGCUGCAGGAUCUGCCCCGACAUACCCUGCAGCAGCAGCAGCAGCAGCAGCAGCAGCAGCAGCAACAGCAGCAGCAGCAGCAGGAGUGGCAGCAGGAGGAGCAGCAGCAGAAAAUAUGGAGAGCUGCUCUUUAA
Eimeria acervulina is the source of this 378-nucleotide messenger RNA. RefSeq lists its product as hypothetical. The transcript has 2 exons. The coding region runs from base 1 to 378 and encodes 125 amino acids. The record is from RefSeq and is a predicted model, not a curated record. NCBI's taxonomy places the organism in Eukaryota, Apicomplexa, Conoidasida, Eucoccidiorida, Eimeriidae.